Arvicanthis niloticus (Nile rat) is the source of this 376-nucleotide messenger RNA. The record is from RefSeq and is a predicted model, not a curated record. NCBI's taxonomy places the organism in Eukaryota, Metazoa, Chordata, Mammalia, Rodentia, Muridae.
AUGGGUACCUGGAUUUUGUUUGCCUGCCCUCCUGGGAGCAGCUUUUGCUAUGCCCGUGACUACCACCCUCAUCCUGGGAGCCCUGGUUACAUCAACUUAAGCUAUGAGGUGCUUACCCCUUUGAAGUGGUACCAGAGCAUGAUAAGGCAGCCGCCCCUGUCCCCCAUUCUUCCUGAGCUGCCUCUGGAAGCUUGGCCAGCGACAGACAAGACCAAGCGGGAAGAAGUGGCAUUUUCUCCUAUGAAGUGGUACCAGGGCAUGCCAAGGCAUCCGCUUAACAUGGAAAGCACAACAGAAAAAUGAUUCCAACCACUCUCCUACCCUUGCAGAACAUAAUGGCAUGUAGUAGUAUUCAAUAUUGCCUUAAUAAAAUUCU